AUGUCACAUGAUGCAUCUCUCUCGUCUGUCAAAGAAGCCAAGAGCUCGCAAGUCGAUGUGAAUGAAAGCGCACACGAAGCGCUUGCUGAGGCUACAUCGACGCAACUUGACUUGCACACCUUGGUCAAGCAUGAAGCUCCUUCCCAGCAGCUCUUACGCUUGUCGGUAAAUCGAGUGACCCAUGCCGUGCCCCCACCUCAUCAUGUCGUAGUCCCAACACCCCCUCCGUCGCAAUAUUGGACAGGAUGGUUACCUGGUUGGUCAGGUCGACCCAAUCCAGCCCCAGCCUCUGGAGCCGCUCUGGAGUCUUCGCACGGACCGGUGCUACAGUAUCAUAGCCAAGACAGCACUUCAAAGCUGAUCAGACUUCCCUCCAAGAACGAUCAAAAUGCUGCUGCUGCGAACGCAACCUCUCCGAAAAAGGAGGCUCCUCGCACCAUAGGCUUCCGGAAUCCUUGGCCUUCGUGGCACAAACCGACGCUACCGGAGCUCUGGGCAGGUCUGGACUGGGGUAGUCCAAGUCAAUCGGAGAGUACAAAAUCAUCUUCAAGCACUGAUCUGCAAGGUGGAAGAGGGGAUAGGGGCGGUGGAGAGCUGCCUGAGCCCCACACGGCUGACCACGUGCCCUUACGAGUGGUGCAGCCAACCUUCACUCAACCGGCUGCUGAGACGGGCAGUGCAGCUUCAAGCGACGCACAGCAGAGCGAACAGCGCGUUGGGGCUACCUGGCUCGGCCAUGCCGGGGUCCUGCUGCAGAUGCCAAGCUUGAGCAAAAAGGAGGAUCUCAGAGAGGGAGCGACAGCACGCGUCGAGCAAGAUCCUGUCAGAUUGCUCUUUGAUCCGAUUUUCUCUGAGAGGUGAGUGGGCGCAGCUUCUAUGGCCAAGGGGCGGUUCCAAGUGGAGUCGACGCUCAGAAAGACCAGUUGCAGCGAAUGCAUGGAAGGACGCAGCAGCAGCCUCAAGUGACCUAACAUGUGGAUCACAGCUGACAGGCUUCCCACUUUGCAGGUGUUCUCCCACGCAGUACUUUGGCCCCGCUCGAGCUUAUGCGUCUCCCUGUGAAGUCAAAGACCUCCCCCGUAUAGAUGCUGUGCUAAUUUCUCAUUCUCACUACGAUCAUCUCGACUUGGCGACCAUCACUGAGCUGUGGCAUCACAACAAGAGACGCAUACGAUUCUUCGUGCCCCUCGGUCUUAAAGAUUGGUUUGUUGGCACGGCUUCGAAGGACGGGGGCGAUCAACAUGCUGGAGCUCUGGGCAUCCCGCCUGAUCGCAUAGAGGAGCUGGAUUGGUGGGACUCCGUCACCCUCACAGCUGGACCCAGCUCAGCUGCUUCUUUUGGAACAGAUGACUCGAGCCUGAACGAGAAUCACGUCAAGAUCACUUGCACGCCGGCCCAACACGGUUCGGGCAGGUAUGGAUUGGACGCGGGGACCAGCUUGUGGGCGAGCUGGUUCGUUGAGCACGCUCAGCGCGACGACUCAGUGCGAGCCAAGCGAGGUCCUGGCGAUGGGGAGGGGGACCAAUCCUACAAAGUGUUCUUUGGAGGUGAUACAGGAUUGCAAUUUCAUGGCGCGGAGGGCCCAAAAGAAAGCUUCUUGAGGCGCAAACGCGCGGUCAAAGCGCGCAGAAGAGAUCAUACGGCGGAGGGUGGAGCGCGGAAAAUGUCCAAACCGAUACUUCAAGAGCUCGAAAGUGAGCCUCUGUCUGAGGCGUCCGCGAGUUCAUCAAGCUCCUCUUUGUCAGCAUCCACACUCGACACGAAAGGCGCAUCACCUCCAGAAAUGCAGUAUCCUCCUUGUCCGACAUUCACUGAGAUUGCUCUGCGGUUGGGCUCUCCCGAUCUACUCUUUCUGCCAAUCAGCGUAGGCGCGACGCUUUCUUUCCUCAAGUCGUACGAUCCAUUAGCUUCCUGGACGUCACCAAAGGCAUCUUCGACUCGUGGUGACGAUUCUCAGACAGAGGCACAAGGCUGGGUCUUGUUUCCCAACAUCAGUCCAGGGCUCACCAGCGCGAAUCACAUGGGCCCCUGGGACGCUUGUAGAGUGCUCAAGAUGAUGCAAAAUCCAAAUGUGCCGGACGCAGAAUUCCUUGAUGGCGACGUUCAUGCGCACGGGGAUAGCCGCAUCAUUGCCAACAGCUCUGGAAACAGAGCUGCUGCAACCUCGGCUAGGCGAGCAGCUCCACUGGCACUGGCCAUCCACUGGGGUACCUUCGUUUCGGGCGAGGCAGAGGCUCACUCUACCAUGCAAGAUCUGAAAGAAGCCUGCUCAGAGCAAAGUGUCGUCUUUUCUAGGAAUGCCAACGGCGCCGCACUGCAGAAGUCAAGCUCCGCCCAGGAUGCAACGUCUAAUGGCAGGUCUGCGGCACCGGAAUUCACCGUCGUCGAUCACGGCCACACUAUGUGGCUUGACAGAUGA
This is a messenger RNA of Ceraceosorus bombacis, 2419 nucleotides long. Lineage: Eukaryota; Fungi; Basidiomycota; Exobasidiomycetes; Ceraceosorales; Ceraceosoraceae. The record is from the annotation of a GenBank genome assembly.